CUCUCUUUUAAGGAACACGGCGCCGCCCCUCAUUUUCCCGCUUCCUAGACCCCAGACUCACCGACCUUGUUCCCUUCACUCUCAGGACUCGGCAGCCGAAGGGGCGGGACGGGGCCUCGGAUUGGCUGUUGUCGGCCGACCCCCCCCUCACUGUUGUCCAGUCCUUCCCGGCCGCAGGCGCCUGCGCAAUGGGCCGGCCGUGGGGGGCGGGAAGCGCUUCGGGGCAGUGGAGCCCAUGUCGGCCUUGAGGCGCUCGGGGUACGGCCCCAGUGACGGUCCGUCUUAUGGCCGCUACUACGGACCUGGGGUUGGAGAUGUGCCCGUGCACCCACCUCCGCCCUUAUAUCCUCCUCGCCCUGAACCUCCCCAGCCUCCCAUUUCCUGGCGGGUGCGCGGGGGCGGCCCGGCUGAGACCACCUGGCCGGAAGACUGCGGAGGAAGCGAUGGCUACUAUCCCUCUGGAGGCGCCUGGCCGGAGCCGGGGCGAGCUGGAGGAAGCCACCAGGAGCAGCCACCAUAUCCUAGCUACAAUUCUAACUAUUGGAAUACUCCUGCACGACCUAGGGCUCCUUACCCAAGUACAUAUCCUGUAAGACCAGAAAUGCAAGGCCAGAGUUUGAAUUCUUAUACAAAUGGAGCAUAUGGCCCACCAUACCCCACUGGCCCCGGGACAAAUACUGCCUCAUACUCCGGGGCUUAUUACACACCUGGAUAUACUCAGACCCAUUACUCCACAGAGGUUCCAAGCACUUACCGUUCACCUGGCAACAGCCCAACCCCAGUCUCUCGUUGGAUAUAUCCCCAGCAGGACUGCCAGACUGAAGCACCCCCUCUUAGGGGGCAGGUUCCAGGAUAUCCUGCUUCACAGAACCCUGGAAUGACCCUGCCCCAUUAUCUUUAUGGGGAUGGUAAUCGUAGUGUUCCACAACCAGGACCAACUGUACGACCACAAGAGGAUUCAUGGGCUUCUCCUGGUGCUUACGGAAUGGGAACCCGUUACCCCUGGCCUUCAGCUGCACCCUCAGCACCACCUGGGAAUCUCUACAUGAGUGAAAGUACUUCGCCAUGGCCUAGCAGUGGCUCUCCUCAGCCACCUCCGUCACCCCCACCCCAGCAGCCCAAGGAUUCCUCAUACCCCUAUAGUCAAUCAGAUCAAGGCAUGAACCGGCACAGCUUUCCUUGCACUGUCCAUCAGUACGAGUCCUCGGGAACAGUGAGCAAUAACUCAGAUCUUUUGGAUUCCCAAGUCCAGUAUAGUGCUGAGCCCCAGCUGUAUGGUAAUGCCACCAAUGAACAUCCCAGCAAUCAAGAUCAAAGUAAUAAUCUUCCAGAAGAGUGUUUAUCUUCAGAUGAAGGUACCCCUCCAAGUAUUAAAAAAAUCAUACACGUGCUGGAGAAGGUCCAGUAUCUUGAGCAAGAAGUAGAAGAGUUCGUAGGAAAAAAGACAGACAAAGCAUACUGGCUGCUGGAGGAAAUGCUAACCAAGGAACUUUUGGAACUGGAUUCAGUUGAAACUGGGGGCAGAGACUCUGUUCGGCAGGCCAGGAAAGAGGCUGUUUGUAAAAUUCAGGCCAUACUGGAAAAACUGGAAAAAAAAGGAUUAUGAAAAGAUUUAGAACAAAGGGGAAGCCUGUUACUGAGUUGACCAAAGAACUCUUGAUUUUGGUUAAUUACCCUCUUUUGAAAUGCCUGUUGAUGACAAGAAGCAAUACAUUCCAACUUUCUUUGAUUUAAAACUUGAAAACUGGUAAAAGACUUGGAAGAACAUUUUAAUUAUGAGUUGUUUUCAGUUUUCAGACCAAUGAAUGUAAUAGGAAACUGUGGAGUUAUCAACAUUGCCAAGUAGAUUCACUCCUUAAGAAAUUUAUGGAUAUCUGCAAGCUGCUUCUUAUCAGCAGGAAGGAAAUAUACUUUAUGUAACAGGCUUAACAGAAACCUAGUGGGUGAGACGGGAUAUAAUCUGAGACAAACAGGCUCUGUUUUUUUAAACAUGUGGAUUACUUGUCGCAUUUUUGUACAUUGUGACUGCUUUCAGCAUAGACUUCAUGUGUAAAUUACAGCUUGGACUUUAGCCUUCUUGGACCUCUGUUUUGUUUUGUUAUUUGCAGUUCACAAAUAUAGUAUUAUUCUCUA
Messenger RNA from Diceros bicornis minor, 2133 nucleotides. RefSeq names its product BAG cochaperone 4 (gene BAG4). Gene Ontology annotation, molecular function: protein-folding chaperone binding; adenyl-nucleotide exchange factor activity. Bases 236 to 1606 code for a protein of 456 amino acids. Lineage: Eukaryota; Metazoa; Chordata; Mammalia; Perissodactyla; Rhinocerotidae. The transcript is spliced from 5 exons. Gene Ontology annotation, biological process: protein stabilization. Gene Ontology annotation, cellular component: cytosol; cytoplasm; nucleus. The record is from RefSeq and is a predicted model, not a curated record.